Pezoporus occidentalis (night parrot) is the source of this 6992-nucleotide messenger RNA. RefSeq names its product membrane associated ring-CH-type finger 8 (gene MARCHF8). The transcript is spliced from 9 exons. Gene Ontology annotation, biological process: antigen processing and presentation of peptide antigen via MHC class II; protein polyubiquitination; immune response. NCBI's taxonomy places the organism in Eukaryota, Metazoa, Chordata, Aves, Psittaciformes, Psittacidae. The record is from RefSeq and is a predicted model, not a curated record. Gene Ontology annotation, molecular function: MHC protein binding; zinc ion binding; ubiquitin protein ligase activity. Gene Ontology annotation, cellular component: lysosome; cytoplasm; early endosome membrane. Bases 585 to 2423 code for a protein of 612 amino acids.
UCUCUCUACUGGCAUUCCCAUGUAUCCCAGCAAGGUUUGCAGGAAACCUGCCUGUACAAGAGCAGUAUUCUGUGUUUGUGACUUACUGGCUGUUGGCAGCAUCAGUAAAGAAAUCGCUAAAGGGUCCAGCUAUGAAAACAGGCAUAAUUUUUAUUAUAGUUUGCUAAAUGCCCAAACUCCUAAGAGAGGUUUUAUUUAAGUGUGUUACUCCAGUAAAUGAUCUGUGAACAACCCUGAGGGUAGGAGGAGAACAGGAUUCCUCCUCCUUCACAGGUAGAUGACCACCCUGCCUAUGGGACCUGACUUGUCCUCCAUGUACUCUCUCUCUCCUUAUCCACCCAUCCCAUGAUUACUUCAGCUUUCCAGGCCAAAAGGAACUGGAAAGUCCUUCCAUCAUGAACAGAACAGCAUGUACACUAGUGGUUAUGGGACUUCUCUGGUUUAUGAACUAAAUGCCACACGAGGGAGGAGCAAGCUGAGCCUUUAUCUGACACCUCCUGGGUGCAAGGUCUGACAAUGGCACUGAAUGAGCACAGUCUUCAAGCCUCGUUCCUGUAAAUGAUAGGACCAAACAAGGCGGUGUGAUGAACAUGCCACUGCAUCAAAUCUCUGUCAUUCCAGCUCAGGAUGUUACCUCUUCCAGAGUCUCCAGGAGCAAGACCAAAGAAAAAGAGGAACAGGCAAAUGUAGGGCAGUCAGCAGCUCUGCUUACACAGCUCCGUCUCUUUAGUCUGGAUAACAGGAGUCAUGCAACCAGGGGAAGCUACACUGAGGAUACACACAUGCAUUCGUGCUGGAAAAUGAAGCUUCAGAAUGAGAAGGCUUUGGGACAUUCUGUGAGCCGCUCUAGUAACAUUUCAAAGGCUGGAAGUCCAACCUCUAUUUCUGCCCCUCACAGCUUCUCUCAGACUUCUGUUACACCAUCCAACCAGGACAUCUGCAGUUCCAGUGCAGUGUUUUCUGAGUGUUGUCAUCACAGUCCAGUGCAGUCUGCUGUUGUCUUGAGAAAUCCUCACUGCCAGAGCCCUCUGACACAAGGGGUCACUGUGACAGUAAUCUGUCAGGACAAGUUGCGUGCAGCAAAGAGAAACUCCUGUGGGCAGGAUCGGGGCCAGGCACUCAGGUCUGCUAAGAAUGUAAAGCCCAUCUGCACUCUGAAAUUCUCCAAGUCUCUCAAUGACGUGGACCAGAAGGCGCAGAGCACCAGUGAGUGCUUUGACUAUGUGGACCGAACAUGCUCAGAAGGCAAAUUGACCCCGACUCAAGAGCAGUGUUUAAGGAUUAACAAAUUUCAUCUUAAUGAGAGGAAACCACUGAAUCUCAGGCCUCUUUCUUUUACCAAUUCUAAGCACUCCUAUAUCCCUUCCCUUUCCAACUACUCGAGUGCAUCGGGAGGAACAGAGAACCACAACGCUGUACAUAUCCCCUUGCUGGAGGACAAAGUGGACCAUGACACCUCAAGGAGCAAAAAACUGUUGCGUUACUUUUUUUCCUUCUCCCACACCUCCAGCACCAGCAGCCUGCAUAAGUUCCACGAACUGGAGAACUAUUCCAGUCACUUCCAAGCUGACAAAUGCUCCAGCGUGCUGGUGGAAAGCACAGACUUCUGCUCUGAUGAUACGGGAGAUGAUGACGUCUUUGAGGACAGCACCUCAGUAAAAUUAAAAACAAAAGAGCAGCGGGCGCCCCUCUGUUCAGUUGAGAAGGACAGUGACCUUGACUGCCCUUCCCCCCUCUCAGAAAAAUUCCCCCCUCUGUCCCCUGUGUCCACAUCGGGGGAUACCUGCAGGAUAUGUCACUGUGAAGGAGAUGAUGAGAGCCCUUUGAUUACACCCUGUCACUGCACAGGAAGUCUUCAUUUUGUGCACCAAGCCUGCCUGCAGCAGUGGAUCAAGAGCUCAGAUACACGAUGCUGUGAACUGUGCAAGUAUGAGUUCAUCAUGGAGACAAAACUGAAGCCUUUGCGAAAGUGGGAGAAGCUGCAGAUGACAGCCAGUGAAAGGAGGAAGAUCAUGUGCUCUGUAACAUUCCAUGUCAUUGCCAUCACCUGUGUUGUGUGGUCUCUCUAUGUCCUGAUAGACAGGACUGCUGAAGAGAUUAAACAGGGACAGACUACUGGGAUUCUAGAGUGGCCAUUUUGGACUAAGCUGGUGGUUGUGGCUAUUGGUUUCACUGGAGGACUUCUUUUCAUGUAUGUACAAUGCAAAGUGUACGUACAGCUAUGGAAGAGACUUAAAGCUUAUAACCGAGUAAUAUAUGUACAAAACUGUCCAGAAACUAGCAAAAAGAAUAUUUUUGAAAAACCUGCACUAAUGGAGCCAAACUUCGAAAGUAAAGAAAUGCUUGGGGUUCACCAUUCAGACACAAACUCUUCACAUUACACAGAGCCAGAAGACUGUGCUGCAGAAAUCCUUCAUGUCUGAUUGCUGGGUGGGAGGGGUGUUUCUGUAUGUUCUUGAAGAUUUAAAAUACCAUUGUUUACUGCAAACUGCUCUACCUUUUUAAAAUCAGCUAACAGCUGAGAGCUGGUGGAUGAGGUUUUUUUACAUUUGUUUUUUGUUGGAAUAUUUUUAAAUCCCUUUGGCAUAUCUGUCAAUGUGAUCAUGGUUGCAUACCUCUCAACAUUUUGUCUCUCGUACUGGCGUAUCAGAGCCACAGGAUACUGGGUAGAAUGAGCGUUGGGUUGAUAUCAAGCAAGUCACUAGUGAACUGUCUUCAACUUCAUAGAGUCUGUUACUUUAGAAGAUGACUCUGAUUCUGGAAUAUGUGUAGAGUGGGGUUUGUUUGUUUGUUAUUCUUUAAGCAUGAUGAAGGAGGUUGUCCCAGACACUGAGGGAAAUGAGAGAGCUAGAGUCUAAUCUACCACUAACACUGCCACUAACAUUUUGUCUUAGGCAGCAGGUGUAAAAUUUUGCUUUACAUAUUGUGAUGAGACUUACAAAGCAUAUAGCACUUUUAAAAAUCUUUAUUUUGUAAUAUGUAUGUCAAAUGAGAAUGAAACUUGAACAAACGUGUCAUUUUUGAAACAUUUCUUCAUUCUUUACCCCAUGUUUUCUUCUGGAAAGUAAACAUCUUGCCUUACACACAAAAAAAGGAAAAUUAAAAAAAAAUCCAACCUGUGAUUUCCAACACAUGCCCACAUUAUCUUACUAAACGUAACACUAAAAAACUCUGCUUCUUUGGGUUUCCUUUGAGGAGCAGUUUUUUUCAAAGGAUAUUGCACUUGUGUAUGGGGAGUAGUAGAUAUGUACAGCAUUUGUUUUCAAUGCGUAACUGUUUCAGUGCUCUGUUUUGGGAAUUGGUUCUGUUUUUUUGUUUUUUCAACAAGUCAGAUCAUCAACACACCUGCACAUACAUACCUGAAGUAACUUUCAUUCCAAACCGUUGGCAAAGGGUUUGUUGCUACAUUGACAAAAAUGUGAGCUGUUACAGAAAAAAAAAGAUAGUCAGUACAGCUGAGAUUGGUUUUCCCUCUUCAGUACUGUGUCAUGUGUGAAUUACCCAAGAAUUUGAUAUUGUCAGAGGGGAUGCUGAGAUCAAAGUCUAGGAAGUAAAUACUCCAUCAAGUGGAUGAGUUUAAAAACGCCUGCCUGGUUUUAGUCCUGAUGUAAUGCAGUACAUGGUCAGAGAAUAGUUUUGUCUGUGGAUUUGAAUUUGGGACUGGCUUUUUAAUCAGUCAGCCUUAAUGAAAAGAGAGGGACAGCUUUAAAAUCUGUUUGCAGGGCUUUAGACAGAGUUGCCUGAAGCCUGGGGUGUCUGCUGUUAAUUUGCUUGACCAGUCUGCUUCAGUGAACCACCGUCCAGCCUCAAGCCCUCAUUCAACCAAAGUCUCAGUGUGACUAGAGCAAAAACAAAGCCCCAUGAAAAAUCAGCACAAGAAGCUGACUUUCCUUACCUGAGCCACAUCCAAAUUUCUCUAAAGUCAUUGAUAAUCUUCUGGUUGGUCUUAGUAGGAAUUGCCUGGGCUUAGUUAGGUAAAAGCUUCUGUUUACUUGAGACACUGAAUUGAAUCCUCAGCUCUUGUUCAGAUUUUACAUAGUCUUUUUUCAAGUACAACUUUCAUUGGGCAAGUUCUUUACAUAAUAAAAGUAGUUGUUUUAAGACUUCCCCAAGAACAACAGUAAGAGAUUGGUGAUUUUUUUCCUUAAAAUGGAAUAUUAAUUUAUUUCUAAAUUACUAUGUUAAAGGAAGGCAGAGAAGGGACUAUGGAAAGAGAACACACACCAUUGGUUUCUAAGAACUGAUAUAGGAAAAGCGUGCCUCUGUGUGAUCUCGUGCUUGAAGCUUACUGCCUGUGAUCAUCAUGAACAACAUGGUACCUUGUUCUAGAGGUAUUUGUAAAUACCAAGACCUUUAGGCAGUCCUAGCAAAAGCUGCAGUGGCAUGGGUUUGCGUACUGUGCUGGGUGUCAGGACAUCCCAUGCUUACAUGAUACAGGCAGACAAACCCUGCAUACCCUGCUACUAUCAGGAUGGCAGUCUUCAUGAUCAUGCACAUGUAGAGCUUUUUGCCUAUGCCUACCGUAAUUUAAAGUGCAAUUACUCAGGCCCUUUCCUGAACUCUGCUGUGGGUCAUCCUCUUCUAUUACGAGAACCCAGAUAAUAUGCUGUCUUGUUUUGUUUUCUAUUUUGUUCUGUGAAAAGAUUUACUGGAUAAACUCAGGUGGUUAAGUAUCGGGUCUUGCACACCUUACUUGUGUUCUUCUGAAAUGCCUGAAUGCACAAGGCUUACCUGUCUGCAAGAUGUUCACUUUACAACUGCAAGAUGCAAAGAAUCAUCUGCCAGCUGAUGCUGUGUGCAUCCUCAUCCAAUCUGUGGCCAGUAGGUGAAAUGAAAAUGGUCAUGUUCUGGUAUGAAACCUGUUCUCCAGCUCAUACCUAAGAGGCACUAGUAUCUGACCGAUGUUCUGACAAGUGCCAGUAAGGCAUACUGUAACACACUGGUCCUUCAUCCAUCAUCGUCAGAUGUGAUCCUUGGUGAAACGUUGUGAAAUAUCAUUUGGUGUUUUGGAAGCUCCAUGUGGCACAUGCCAGGUAGUGUUCAGUGUAUUCAGGAUACUGAAGGUUUUUGCUGUGCCCCUGUGUAUCUUGGGAAGAAAAAAUCGUCUCCGGCAAAAUCAUCUGGAGGAAAAUAUUUGUGGAUGAAAUUGUUGCUGCUUACUUACCAUUCCAUCUCCUCACAGGUCUUUCCUGAACAAAAAUAAAAGCCUAAUGUUUAAACUUAGUGCUUAGGAAUGCUCAUGCCAGGAAGAGCUGCAGAAGAUCCAUCUGUCAGGGGGUUUCAUUUAUGCUGGUCACACUUCUCAUGCUGAUUCUUGCUUGGUGUUAGCAGUGGGCUUUUGAGCUGUAAUUUCUGCUGCAUGGUGCCAUGAAAUGCUGUGAGAAGGCUGAAUGGUGCUUUUUCCUUCUUUCUCCUCAAGGAGAUGCUGUUGACUUGUUUUCAGCUUCCAGCUGUGAGGCACUGAUGCUAGCUCAGGUGAGCUCUGUCCUUCCCACUCAGAUGUCAGUAAGGGGAAUGACCACCCUUUGUCAGUUCAGGCUUUCCAACACUUCCUUCUGGUAGCUUUUGAAAUGACUGAAAUAGAAGUCUGACUUCUUUUGGUCCUUGUUCCUUGGCCGAAGUCAGUUCAGGUUACCUGAUUUUUUGUCUGAGACAAAAAUUUAAGUAGGAUGAAAUGCAAGCUUAAUACCGUCUACCACGAUCCUCUCCCUAGACUGCCAGAUGGUACAUCCCAUGCCGUAGACAUCUGACCAGUCAUCCAUUCUGUUGAUUUAAAUCCUGUCCAAAAAAGCGCUGCCUGUGCCAAGGAAAUUUCCCCACCGUGUCAUAUUUGGUGUAUCUCUCACGUCAUGAACAUGCAUUAUGAUACAGGUGUGUGCUGCAGAAAGUUGAUCCCAUUUAAGAGAUCAUGAGAUGUUAAAUUCCGAUGAAUUCUCAGGACUUUCUUCAACUGUAACCCUGUAUUUUGGAAGUGGUCAUGGUGUGUAAAAUGUUGCCCUGUGUUCUGAAGAGAUGGCCAGACCUGGGGACAGCUUCCUGUGGCUGAAUGUCGUUGAGAUUGGCUUUGUUUCAGUAGGAGAGAUUCAACAAAGGUUACACUGUGCCUGCAAGGAGUUAGAGAAGUGCUGGGCCCCUGUGUUGUACCUGAGAAAUCCUGGGAAGCAAUAGUAACUCCCUGUCCAAACCUACUUCUGCCAAUCCCCUGUACUGUGUUAGAGCAUCAGUCCUACUUGUGGCAGUGCUAUAAGGCAGGGUCUGUUUGGUGUGUUGCUCUUCAAAAACCUUUGAAGUGAUGCGUGGAUAUGGCCACAUGGUGGGAGCAGGUUGCUUCUGGCCUGUAUUUGGCUGGCUAAUUAUCUAUUGCAAAGUGGGAUCCAGAUUUCUCCCAAGCUGAAGCGUGUGAAGAUACAGAUUUCUGGUAUAGUCUGCUGUGGAGAGACUGGCCAGCAAUGAAAGGGAGGUCAGUGACGCUAGGUUGGUUCCCUCUCAAAUAUGAGUGACACAGGGCAACUACAGGAGCAAGGGUAUUGCUGGCUGGAUUUUCACAGCAUUAUGUUAGAUACACAAAGAAAACAUGUAAGCGGGACCUUUUAUUUUGGGAUUAUCUUUUAGUUUUGAGAUAUUGCAGUGUGUGCAUAUUCCAAUGAAGUACUGAAAACACUUGUCUUUGUAUAGAAGAUAACUGUUUGAAAAUUGCAGCUGAUCUUGUAUUUAGGUAAAACAUUUGUAGAUAGGUAAUUGUAUAACGUUAAACAACUUUACACUGGCAUGUGUUGUAUAGUUUAUACAGGACACUUCACACUUCUGCAGAAUUUUUUAGUUACUAAAUUUCUGGUAACUUAAAUGUAUAGUUUUGUAUCCUCUCAUGUAUGUUUUCUCAGUAUUACCACUUGCAGAAUUAUUUUUAGUUUCUUAAACUGUAAUUGGUUAUUUGUGUGAUACACAGGGUUAUUGACUGCAGCAAUAAAGUGUUUCUAUAAAAAAAAAAAAAA